AUGAACGAAGAGGAAGUGGACGCAGAAGCACAGCAAGAGGGCUUGUCGGUGAAGUUCCUCGACAAGAACAAGACUGAGGGUGCGGCUACGGCCGUUGGAGCAUCUUCAACUGGCACCCUGCAGCCUGCGCAGGCUGACCAGCGCAGCGAUGCAUCGAACAUCAUGCCGAAGAUGGAAGCAAGCGCUGGAGAUCAGCAAGCGAAAGAACGUACGCGCCAAAGCACUGCUGCCACUGCGACUGGCGUCGCCCCCGACCCGCGGUCCCCGCCGCCGACGUUGGCGCGCGUAACGAACGUCACGGUAGUCGGUACGUCAGCUGCCCUCUCCACUGUGCCGCUCACCUGGUCGCAAUACCUGUUUCGCGGAGCUGGCGGCGGCGUCAGAGCAGUGGCAGGGGCUCAGCGUGGCGGCGCAGCUCCUGUGCAGGGAGCUAGCAGUACUCUUCCACACAGCCAGAGCGACGGGGCGCUAGCGCGCGAACCGAAAACUACUGCCGGGCCACCAGCAGGUUUGACAGCGGCACCCCAGUCCUCCGUAUCUUCCUCGAUCUUCCACGCACAGUAUCUACCCUCGCUGGAGGAGUUUCAGCGUAAGUUGGAGGAGCAUAAGCACCGGCAGCACCUUCGCCAGCAGCAGCAGCAGCAGCCACCGACCUUGUCAGCCACCCGCCUUCAGCAGCACCUCCAGCAGCAGCAGCAGCAGCAGCAGCAGCCAUCCCAGUCCCGCCAUCGCUGCCGUCGCGCAGCGACGAACAAGACGUUCUUUUACUCGCCGACGCCGUCUGUCAUAUCCCUUGCCACUACCGCCGCGACAACAACCGUUAGCGCGAACCCUGCACAUGAAUAUUCUGAGGAAGAGCAGCAGCAGCAGCAGCGUCAGCUCUCGUACAGUGGCGCGACGGCGACAUCGCCGAGAAGCCCGCCAGUGCUGACGGCAGCGCGCGGCAACAGCGCAGCAGCCUUCUCGGGCGUGUGCUCAUCGUCGUCGUCGCCACCCUCUCCUCCGUCGUCCUCCCCCGCGUCGCAGACGCGUCGCCACAUUCACCAGUCUCACCACCUGCUUGACGGUAAUAGGAUUCCCCUGCGCCGCUGCACCUCCUCCACCUCCUCCCUCGACCACCUUGGCGGCGACGAUGAGGAGGCAGAGCCUGGAGUCGGUGCCACCGCAGUGAUAUCUCAGAUGUUGUACUCCACUCCUCACUCAUCGCGUCCGUCCCCUUCGCAGCCGCCACACCCCUCGGUGAUGAUGCGGCGAGCCGCCGAUCGGCUGUGUGCGUCCAUCAUGCACUCAUCGGCACGAGCGAAGUCGCCACUGCUGCUGCUGCGUACCCACGAUGUUGGCACCAACCGCGGCAGCAGGGCAAGCUCCGGCGCAGCCGCGCGUGAGGACGGCGAUGGUAACGAGAGGGGUGAGGAAGACGAGGAGUGGACUUCGAGCCGCCAUGGCACCAACGGCAGCGGCGGCGGCGUCUGGCCAUCGAGCUCCUGUCCGGCUUCACCGACAGUUAGCAUCAGCGCCAUGUCCUUCAGUCGUGUGUGGUCGAGAACCGUGAGCGGACGCGCGACCCCGCGCACUACCCUUGCCACCGGCGUCGGCAGCGGCUGCAGCUACGCCUCGCCGUACUCGACCACCAAAGGCGGCAGGAAUGCACGCCGCAGGCGCAAGGCCAUGUGCACACGCAGGCGGCGCACAAUGCGUGUCUACAUGCCUAGCAUCACGGAGGGGCCAAAGGCCGCGAGCCUGUACACCGCACCGACCGCGGAGGCACAGGAGCUGCUGCUGCUGCUGCAGCACCGCGCAGCGUCGUCGUCGUUGACUUCCGGUGUAACGGGGAGGUCCAUGGAUGGACACGGCGCGAGCACCACCAGCACCGUCUUCUCUAUGCCAUCCACGCCUCGAACGUACUCGAUGGUGGCUGGAGCGCGUGUACCAGCAUUGCCAGUAGCGACUACGUCAACGACGCCCCCAGUCCUGCAGCCGAGCGGCGUCGCUGCCCGUCCCCGCCCGAGCACGUUUGCAGAGGCAGCACGCGCAAGGAGUGGCAGUGGCAGCAGCAACGGCACCUCUGCCGGCGUGGUGGCGUCAGGACAGCAGCAGCAGCAGCGCAGUCUCGCAAACUCCAGCGUCACGCCCUCCAUGGCACCCCGAAGCCCCGGAGAAGCAGAGCGGACACCGUACUUCUUGACCCCAUCGCACUCCAGGUGCGCCCUAACACCACCGGCCCCCGCUCUCACCGCGGGCACGAGCUUCACUCGUCUUCCUUCACCACAGGCAAUCGUGAGUGAGGCCGAUAGCAGCACCGUCCGAGCUGCCGAUGGUUCUCCAGCCUCCGCUGUGCAAGAGCAGAACCCGCAUCCGUCCCGACCGACCCCACUGCUCUCCGCGCCACGUGCCUUUCACUGCUCCCUUUCCCCCCUAGUGCUGGGCGCCGGGUCGGAGGAGGUGCACCCCUUCGGCGGCAGCGCUGCAUCCUCGCCGCAAAGCCACGAAGCCGCCACGGAUUCCUCUAGUGCAUCCUGGUCAGGCGUGGUGCCAGCCCCACCACCGGAAGCAGCUGCAGUGCCGACGUCAAGGUCCUUUACUCCUGCUGGUAGCAGCGGCGGUGGCGAAGCUGGCGACGUCGGCAAUCAGGCCGGCGUAGCUGGCCGGGCUGAUGUUCCAAGAGACAUUCGGACAGACAGAUCAGCAGAGACGCAUCACCUUCAGUCGAGUACACCGGUAUCUUCAGCCGGGCCUGCGACGCCUGUGGAGCUUCCGCAGUGGGUGCGGGAGCGGCCGCUGUCCGCUCUGUACUAUCAGCCGUGGGGACUGGAGCUACUGGCACGCUACGAGGCGGCACGGCACGACCAACAGCUGAUGAGAGCGCGAAUAGCUCGUCGUGUGAGACCGGGUGUAGGCAGCAACACGACCGCAGCAACUUCUGCCGUAUCAGAGGUCGGUGUUAGCGGGAACGAGAAUAAGCCGCCAAGCUCAGCUGCAUCGAUGCACAACAGCAGCGUCACGUCGCUCUCUAGCAUGUCCUCCCCCUCCGCUCCCAUCUCGUCCUCAUACAUGACGUCGACGACUGCUGCAACGACGGCCGCACAGCAUGCGCCUGUGCUGUCGCGCUCCUCACUCGGUACAAGUCGUGGCGGCUGCGCCCACACAGUAAUUGCGACGGGUGCCGGAGGGCCGUCACCAACGCCAUCCCCCAGCACUCCUAGCAUCUCCUGGGCAGCGGCACUUCGUCAACCACAGCGCACGUACCUCACCUGCAGCAGCAACAACAGCAGCAGCAGCGGAGGCGGGUUCGGCUUGACCACAGCGACAACGGAGGCGAGCAAGAUUACCGCAACGACAACCAUGAACAAUUGCACCACCACCACCACAACAACAACAACAGCAACGGCAGCCGUGACGCUCUUGCAGCAGCAUCCACUGCGGCGGUCACCAGCGGUAGUGCCUGAGUGGCCACCAGAGCUCUCAGCUGCGGAGGAGAGGGAUGCCUGGGAGGAGGCGUACUACUUUGGCAGAGUCGCUGCGCCGUCAUCACCCUCACUGCCGCAGUCGCAGCCGCAGCGACAACAACUCCCGGCGAGUCAUUCGACGACGAAACUACUCAGCCGUAUGCUGAAAGACACCAAGCUGGGACAAGCAGAAGGCGAGAAUGCGUCAACGACGGCAGAUUUAGCUGGCUGUAUGGCCGGGUCCUCUGGUCAGGUGGGAGGCAGGGUCAGCAGCAGUCGUGUGCCGAGCACGGCGGCGGCCUCGGCAGCGGUGCUUAUGCGGCAACAGUGGUGGCUCAACAAGGAAAUACAGCCUCCGACACUGUACCUGAGUCGGCAGCGGCGCACGUCGCGUCGUCGCUCUCGGGCGGCGUAUCCCAGCGACACGUUCCGCAGCAGCGCCGCUCGUCGCGCCGGCGCCACCUCAGCUGCUGCGGAGCUCUUUCACAAGCGUAAGGACGCCCAUUUAAGGGCGACGAUCGACGCGACCGCCGUUGCACCGACUUGCGUGGAAGCAGUGGGAGAAGCGGCGCCUGUGUCCAACGCAGCGGUAGACCCGCCUGCCGGCAGCAGCUCUACCUUCACAUCUUCUGCGGCCAGAGGUGACCUGACGCUGUACAACGACAGCUACCCGCGCAAGAAGGCCGCACAGCUGUUCUACCCGGUGGCCUCCCUGCACAGCGGAGGGACACCGCCGCUGCCGCCGGCGCCGCCACACUUUUUCGACUCCGACCAUCGCACCCACAGCGAGGGCACUGGCACGAGCAGAGCUGCGGCCGCCCUGCUGCCGGUGUCUGCAUUAGGGGACACUGAUGCAAUGGAGCGAGGCGGUGACAUUGCCGACGCACAGCAGCAGCAGCAGCAGCAGCAGGAGGUGGAGGAGGAGGAGGGCAUUGAGGUGGGCAGCAGCGCUGCAGGCGGGCAGAUAACGAUUGAGACAAGUGCAGCACUGCAAGAAGGCAAUGCCGUCGAGCAGGUGGUCGAGAACGACGGCGCAGAGUUGGACGCGGCUGGGUUAGGAUUCGGAUGGCGCCCACCGAAUCGGUUGUCGACUGACGAUCCCCACCGUGCCGGCAGCGACUUGGUGAGUGGGGUAGAGUCGGACGCGGCUGCGUCACGGCCACGUGAUGAUGUGGACGUCAUCUUCUUCCUUCAGAAGUUCAUCCGUGCGGCGCUGAUCGUCUUCAUUGCGCAGGUGCGCCUGCGACAGCUGCAGAAACAGCGGGAACGUGAACUGCAAGCCGACUCCCUCCACAGCGCGACGUGUCCUGCAGGGGCCUACCAACUGGACCCGCAAGCUCAGGGGCAGUGGAUGAGACUCAAAGGCCGACACGGUGGUCACCCCAGCCGUGGUGAGCCACCGGCGGCAGCAGCAGCAGCGGAGGGGUCUGAGGAAGGGGGGCUGUCGAAGCUGGAGCGGUGCGCCUUAAGCUUUGUGCGCCGCUACAUGGCAGACUACCGGCACAUGAUCACCGCGUACGUCAUGCGCGACGACCGCGAGGUAGCGCGGCGCUCAGCGCAGGCAAUCUUCUCCCCUCCUCGAUCCGCUGCUUCGGCUCUGUCCACGUUGCUGUCGUCGGCGGACACUUUGACCGGCACUACACCAGGAGCGACGGACAGAACAUCCAGCCCAACGCCCGAUCCCCUGUUCCAGCAAGACGUUCUCGCACGGUGCCUGAACGCGGCUCGCGUGACAACAGCGUACGAGGAGGCUGUUAGAGCGGCGACGUGUGACUUGCCCUGUAGCGCAGAUGAGAACCCGCCGGCGACGCCGCUCGACGACGUGGAGUCACUUCGCACGGCGCAGGUGUACAUCAGUGGUAAGGACGCGGCGUGGCAACCACUGCUGAUGGAGCUACUGCAGGUGAGUCGCAUCGUGCAAUGCUACAGCGACGGGCCGGCUGUCACGGCACCGGCGGCAUCUGUAACGACACCACAACAGCUUCUGCUGGAAAAUCUAGAGAAAUUCUUGGCCCAGCCGACACUGCCGCUGCUUCGUCAUGCUGGGCCUGACCCAGCUGUAACUGCACAGGCGCUAGCGACAACUCUGGCAAGACCUGCUGCUGCCUCUACAGGCACCAUCACAGCGGCGUCGAGCUCUCUUGCAUCUGGCAUGCGCACGACGACGACUCCGUCGCUCACACCGGUGCAGGAGGCAGCAGCUGCGCUGAUGGUAGAGGAAAGCGACGCCUUCCGGAGCUACCUUCUCUCCGGCUAUCUGAGAAACAAAGCCGCCGGCGAUAGCACCGCCUCUGCCGCCACGACAGAGACAACGACGUUGCGUCACAGCCAGAGUGCGCCGACGCUGUCAGCCAGGGCAACGCAGCCGCGGCAGCAGCCACUCUUGUCCUCCACCGCAGCGAUGCCCUCUUGCCCAGUAACAUGUGCGAUGAGCCAGCAGCCGGAGUCGCCGAGUCUGCUCUUCAGCACGAGUUCGCUGCUGCAGCCCUUGGUGUGGUACCCGUACGCUCACAUGCCAGGCACCGCAAACCCCUACGCUGAAGGCACGGACCCCAGCACUACUCGCAUAACCCCAGCCCAGGCCGCCACCGCGUCCUCCAUGACGCUCUAUGUGACGAUGCUGCCGCUGAGCGGGAAGCUGCUGUGGCGGUGGGUCGUGCCCGCUGAGGACACAGACAACUUCAACCUCUCCGUCUUCUUCCAGUCGUCGCUUUUCUCCUUUAUGCAAGGCGGCCCAUUGCCGAUGCCGUCCGCCGCACCCGCACCCGGGGAAUGGACUGCGGCCGCCACAGCAGCAGCAGCAGCAGUUGGCGCGGCUGGAUUCGUUCCCACACCGAUGACGGUGUUCACGGCACCACCACCGUCACCGCACCCCUCGUUGACGUGGCCACCAGCUCUAGCCGCUCGCAUCGACACGCAGCUACGCAGCGAUGCCUUCAUCAGCGCAUGGGGUGAAGUGCCACCGCCAUGCAUGUGCGGCACUGCGGCGACAGUGGAUGGGACAAGCCAUCGGCUCUGUGCGGGUGGGUGGGGUGAACUGCCGGAGGUGACGCUCGUGCACUGCUCUGCCGGCAUGCACCGCUCGUGUGGUAUUCUGAUAGCAUUUCUGCUCUGGCUGCUAUACCAGUGCCGGCAGGUACUGCGCACAGAGCAGACUCUUGGUCUUCACCCACUGAGCGGUACGCGUGCCCCGGCACAACCACUGCAUGCUGGCGCCGAAGCCGCUGACGAUGCGGCACUGAAAGCACUUCUGCUUGACGGCAGGGACGCACUAGCACCCGCGGAAGCCUCCGCUGCGGAUAUGGACGCAUCGUGGAUGACGAGUUGCCUUCUUCAGCGCGCCAUACGCCACGUCCACCAGCAACGCAGCAUCGCGGUACCCAUCCGCACGGUGCAGUGCCUGCUGCAGUCCUUUGCGAAUGAGCUGCAGCUCACUUAG
Molecule: messenger RNA, 6885 nt
Organism: Leishmania braziliensis MHOM/BR/75/M2904
Lineage: Eukaryota; Euglenozoa; Kinetoplastea; Trypanosomatida; Trypanosomatidae
Exons: 1
Coding region: 1-6885 (2294 amino acids)
Source: RefSeq, a predicted model, not a curated record